Molecule: messenger RNA, 4536 nt
Organism: Melanotaenia boesemani (Boeseman's rainbowfish)
Lineage: Eukaryota; Metazoa; Chordata; Actinopteri; Atheriniformes; Melanotaeniidae
Gene: asphd2
Product: aspartate beta-hydroxylase domain containing 2
Exons: 4
Coding region: 872-1981 (369 amino acids)
Source: RefSeq, a predicted model, not a curated record
CAUGAGCUCAGUUACUGCGAUCUGUUUGUUUACCGAGGCUUAAUGAACGUUGCAGCUCUCCCAGUGUGUUGGCCAUUAGUUUGUGUGGCAGCUUGGCCCUGAUGGCAACAACUCUAGUGGUUAGAAUGGUUGGAAACAAGGGAGUGAUUGGAAGAAUAAGGUAGGGUGUGUGUAUUCCAUGGCUUUUCGACGAGGGUUUGAUAAGUCUAUCCUGAAGGGAGCGAGUGUGUGGGGGUAGAUGUGGGGGCGUCAUGGUACUGUCAGACAGGAUGUAGGGGAGGAUCUAUUGGAGCGGGAUUACCGGACCAUUUUUGGUGAGAGCUCAUCGUGGAGUUCUGAUUACAGUUGACGCAUUGCACUCCUCGUGUUGUGGCUGCUGGUCCAUUAGCAUUAUAUAAUCAUACCCAUAUAAUGCAGCUUUCUUUUGAUACUCAGAAUAUGACUACACAGACUACAUAUUGCCCAAUUUUCCCCAGAGGAUCCAUUUAUGCAGCUCCUGCUGAGCAACCUAUGAAUGCCAAUUAUAAAUGUGGAGAACAUAUAACCCUAAGGGGAGGUGUCUGUCUGCAUUUGUCUGAAAGAACAAGCAAGGGAGCAGCACAAAUGUCGCACAGCCAGACAUCAUGCAAAGAGAAGCCUUUCCUUGCUGCAGAGUGCUGAAAUGUUAGGCCCGAAGAACGAGAGUGUCAGAUCAAAUCAGCAGACUGUUUAUAUCAGACAGGGCCAUAAAAGCUGCCUGACACCAGACUCCAUAACCCCCUGUAUGUGGUUUAAGGCCCCUUUCAAUCACAAUCAAGAAAAGACACAUUAAGUGAUCCUUCAUCAGCACUUUAUAUUUCUAUCAGAUUCAGCAGUCCAGAAAAAAGCCAAGAUGGAGUGGUCACUAGAGAGUGUGAGGGAGAUGGUUGCUGGUGGGAUGCAGUCUGUAAGGGAGUGCGAGAUCUGUGCUUUUGCCAUAGCUACAUGUGUGCUGCUGCUGUUUAUGUGGUACUGUUACAGAGUGGGCCGGGACCAUGGCUCUAGCCCACUGCGUGGGAGGUAUCUGGCAGGGUCUGGCCGUAUUGGAGGAGUGGUGGGGGGUUUCAUGAGUUCAGACUGUCGUGGCAGAGGGAAAGGAAAACAUGGGUCACUACUGGAGGAGCAGAACGGCUUUGCAUUCUGCCAGUCAUCAGAGUGCUUCCGCUGUACCAGCGCUGGCGAGAGCCUGAACCAGAGGCUCUAUCACAGCCUGCAGGAUUAUGCCAAGCGCUACACCUGGUCAGGUAUGGGCAGGGUGCACAAAGGAGUUCGAGACCAAGGCCGAUACCUCAACAGCCGACCAACUAUCCAGCGGCCAGAGGUUUUCUUCCUUCCUGACCUACCAUCAGCCCCUUUCUUCUCCAGAGAAGUACAGAGACAUGACGUGGAGCUGCUUGAGCAGAGCUUCCCCGCCCUCCUGGCUGAGUUUGAGAGCAUCUACCACCAACCUCCAGCCCGGAGCGGCUCUUCCUUGCCACCAGGGUGGAAAGCCAACAGCACUCCUCGCGGGCAGUGGUGGACCUACUAUCUGGUAAACCAAGGCACUCCUUUGGUCCUAAAUGUCAGGAGAUGUCCACGGGCUUGGCGAGUGUUGGGCCAGCUGCGUACAUUCAUCGCCAACAACGUAUUUGGAAAUGCCUGCUUCUCUGUUUUGACACCUGGAGCUCUCAUUACUGAGCACUACGGUCCAACAAAUGUCAGGCUGCGCUGCCACCUGGGUCUCAGAGUGCCUCCAUCCUGUGAGCUUGUAGUUGGUGGAGAGCCACAAUGCUGGGCUGAGGGUAGCUGUCUGCUUUUUGAUGACUCCUUCCUCCACAGGGCUUUCCAUGAUGGCAGCCAAGAUGACGGCCCCAGGGUGGUCUUCAUGGUGGACCUAUGGCACCCCAAUGUGGCUGCUGCUGAGAGACAAGCCUUGGACUACAUUUUUACUCCAGGCCGUUUAGAAGACAAGGAAGGAAAGUAGGUGUGAGUGAGAAACCAUGUCCAAGUAAAGAGACAGAUGGCAUUAAGGGAAGUCUGUAGAACCGGGGAGCAGCUCUCUCUACCAUUUUUCUGUUUUCUGCCUCCUGACCAGCUCUCACAUUCACUGUGUACAUAUUUUCCAGCUCACACAGUAUUGCUCAAAACUCCUCUUAGUAGAUGACCAAACACUGGGCCUCUCUUAUUAAUUGCAUUUCCACCUGUGUGGUUGUGUAAAAUGCAGUCAUAUUCUUUUAUUUUCUUUCAUAGCACUAAUCACAGGUCCGUCCAUUUAAAUAAUGUGUAUUAAAACAGUAGCAAGGACAUUAUAGCAUGAUCUUAUGCCAUUGUAUAUAAAUAACACACUUCAACACCACUUUACAUGUCCUUUCUAUGCAUUUUAAGCUCUGCAGUUGUUAAAUGGUUAUAGUUUGGGAAAGUUUUCAGAACAGGGUGUCAUCCCUUUAAAGUACCUGGUAUUAAAUAUGUAGAAAGAACAUGCAAAAUUUUCUGAUGUGUUAUUCAUAUACUGGUUCAUGAGAUAAAGCUGGAGUUGUCAGCUUAGCUGUUCCAGUUUUUGUUUUGUUUUUUUAUUUUGAAUGUAAACCUUUAUUUGGAUAAAGGAUGUGACUGAACAGCCAUCAUGUCCUCUGACUUAACACCGAAGCAAAAUGGUUUCUGAUAUUUAAAUGGCUAUUUUGGUUGUAAAUUUAAAAAUAUAAUAAUAUAAAUAUAGAGAGCACAUCAUCCAAAAUUGGGUAAAUGGGUCUAAAUUAAACAAAAAACAUUGUGUGACUCUACUGAUAUAAUACGAACAUAAUGGGUCUACACAAUGGAUGCCUUCUGCUGCAGCACACCUGAAUCAGACUGAUCAUCAUGCUUGGGCAGCACUAGACAACAAGCUCUUGAGGAGAGCCAUUUAAUUUGAAUCAGGUGCAUUGGGGCAGGGAGACAUCUAAAACCUGCAGGAUUGUGGCCCUCAAGGACUCCGAGCUGGACAGCCCCGGUUUACAGGCCAGCCUAAACUGGUAAUUGUUGAUAAAUUUGAGUUACAGAGUAAUCAUUUAUUGCCUGGCGCGUUCUUUUCAAGCCUUAAGAAAAGCCUCAUGACAACAUGUAACACCUGCAUACAUUUACACAAGGGCUAAAAUAUUUAUUAAUUAAAAUUUUAUAUUUCUCAACAUAUUCAGCUAAAUUUGAGUCAGAUUGUCAGAAGGACUACACAAUUUUAAUUUAAACAAAAACCCACAUUUAAACAAAAAACUGCAGAUAACUCAUAUUUUUAUGAAUGACUGGCCUUCCUAUUAGCAGAAUGUUGACAUUUUGUCUGUGAUUGUGUUGCUAAUUAUGAUUUUUUUUUUUCCUUUACAAAAGUGUAAUUAAAGAUCAAAUGAAGGAAUGAUUUCUUUCCUCUCAUCAAUUUACUGUGCAAAAGUCUAGUAUGUACAUCAAAAUUUAAUGUAGACCUGGAUUAAACAUGGUGUGGAUUCUUAACUGGCCAUUUCUACAUACAUAUCUAAACAAGAUUAUAAUUACAUUAUUAUGAUGUAAUGACAGAAAUACAGAACUAUUCAUUUGCAUAUCAGUACUAAAAACCUUUAUCAAAAUGUAGUUUAAUAACUGAGGUCCAAUUUUGAAUGGUUUGAAUGUUUACAGACAGCUAAUGUCUCUGUCCUGACUCCUGCUGGUGUGUUGGUUAAAUGUGCUCCCCUUUGAAAUCAGUAUGGCUUUCAUACGACAUGGUUAGAUAAGCACAUUCCUAGGUCAGAUUGUACGAGUCGGCCUGUGCUGUGACACCAGAGAUGAAGUGUUUUUGGUAAAUUUACUAAACUCUUGUAAUUUGGUUGCAUUUGAUAUCAGGUUUGUAUUUCUGUAAAUAAGGUUGAAGUAAAAAAAAAAAAAAAAAAAAAAAAAAAAACGCCAUGAAUGGUCUGAGAUGUUUUGAACCGUCUUCAGUGCUUUAACUAUUGUGUUGUCUUGAUUCAGAUCUAAAGUGAUUGCAAGUUCUUCUCCAUUUCAAAAUGGCAACCACUAAAGUCUUUUUUGAUAGAUUUGAUUAGUAUAUUAUGUAAAAUGUUUAUGAGAUACUCUCUCUGUUGUUUUGUGAUAUUUUUUCAGUCACUGUAAUUUUGCAGCACAGCAUGGUAUUCAUUAUGAAAGUCACCAUCCUUAAUUCCUCAACAGCACUUCAUGGAUAUACUGUACGUGCAGUCUAAAAGGUAGACAAACUGAAUCUUCUGCUGCUUUACCUGACUACGGCCAUUCAAAACACCCAUCUGUUCAGUUCUAAUGUUUACAAAGGUGUGGUCAUUUACACGCUGUUUACAACAUCAGAAGACACUGAUAUCACUGACACUGUCCAUAAUUGGGUUUAAAAUCAACAGUGUUGCUAACCCACUACAGAAAACAAAUUCCCAGAGCACUGGCUUUACAUACACUGUAUGAUGGGGAAACCAUUUUGUUUACAUUUGAAUUGAGGAUUUGUUCUUUAACACAUUCUUGUGUGGAUUUUGAACAGUAUUUCUGUACAUUUAAUAAAUGGUUGAGUAUCUUAUUUAA